Molecule: messenger RNA, 423 nt
Organism: Triticum turgidum subsp. durum (durum wheat)
Lineage: Eukaryota; Viridiplantae; Streptophyta; Magnoliopsida; Poales; Poaceae
Source: the annotation of a GenBank genome assembly
AUGAUCCAUCCAAAGAAGUUUGCUCAGCUGGCCAAAAAGUGGCAGAGGAAGGUUGCAGCCAGGGCCGGUGGCCAGCAAGCUGAUGAGUGCUGCAGCCCAGUCGCUGACAAGGGCCAUUGCGUGGUGUACACCGCCGACGGGGCGCGGUUCGAGGUCCCGCUGGCGUACCUCGGCACGACAGUCUUCACCGAACUCCUGAGGAUCGCUGGGGAGGAGUUUGGCUUCACGAGCAGCCAGGGAGGCAGGAUCACGCUGCCUUGCAAUGCCGCGGUUAUGGACUAUGUCUUGUGCCUGGUUAGGAGAGAUGCCUCCGAGGAGGUUGAGAGAGCGUUCUUGAGCUCCAUUGUUGGCCAUUGCCAUGGCCAAGAUGCAUCGGUGGGACCUACCCAUCAAUUUGCUCUUUGCACAGUACUGGGGAAAUAG